This is a messenger RNA of Pleuronectes platessa (European plaice), 361 nucleotides long. Its product is annotated as transmembrane protein 14C-like. The transcript has 3 exons. Bases 83 to 352 code for a protein of 89 amino acids. Gene Ontology annotation, cellular component: mitochondrial membrane. The record is from RefSeq and is a predicted model, not a curated record. Gene Ontology annotation, biological process: regulation of heme biosynthetic process. Lineage: Eukaryota; Metazoa; Chordata; Actinopteri; Pleuronectiformes; Pleuronectidae.
GGUAGAGGCGUUCGAACGAGAUCUGAUUCUUGUUCCAGGUCUAGAUCGGAUUCCACUUGUGAUUCUGUUCCUAGUUGUGGUCAUGGCUCUGGACUGGAUUGGGUUCAGUUAUGCUGUUCUGGUGUCAGUGGGGGGAGUCAUUGGUUUUGUGAAAGCAGGCAGCGUCCCCUCCCUGGCCGCCGGGCUCCUGUUCGGUCUGUUGGCCGCGGUCGGUGCUUAUCUUACAUCUCAGAAUCCGAAGAAUGUGUGGCUGUCGCUGGGCACCUCUGGAACUCUCACUGUGGUGAUGGGCCUGAGAUUCAUCAACUCAGGGAAGUUCAUGCCAGCGGGUUUAAUGACUUUAUUCAGGUGAAACACCGUC